Molecule: messenger RNA, 3558 nt
Organism: Penicillium coprophilum
Lineage: Eukaryota; Fungi; Ascomycota; Eurotiomycetes; Eurotiales; Aspergillaceae
Product: putative C2H2 finger domain protein
Exons: 1
Coding region: 1-3558 (1185 amino acids)
Source: RefSeq, a predicted model, not a curated record
AUGUCACACGCCUCCCCACCCAGCGCUCAGGGGCAAUCGCCAGAUGCAAUCCAAGAUCGAUAUGCUCCCGAUCCUUACCUAUCAGCCGCAUCCGACCCGGAGGAAGUCUUCUUUCGGGCCAGUGCUAUUCGACUAACGCCAUCGCGGGGAAGUCCUGGGCACAGUGCGGGACCUGGCUCGUCCCCUCAUGAAGACGCUCGGCUCGACUCCACAAUCCAGGGCUAUUUGGACCCGAGAGCAAAUGAUUAUACGGACCCAAGCACUUGUACCUCACCUAUUUCUGAUACGAGUGUCUUUGUGGAACCAAAAGAUAUCGAACUGGGUAGUGGCUCAACCUGGCAGGAUGAUGACCUGCCAUCGUACAGGAUUGGGGAGGCCCCUGUGCCCGUCGACCCGGAGUGGGGUUCGUCCAUGGCACCGAACGCCUUUCAGUGGACGAGCUCGAACCACGAUCCAAAGUUGAAUCCACCAUCCACGCUGACAGGUCUAGAAAUUCCUGGCAAUUCUAGCAUACAGCCGUCACUCCCCAGCUCGUACCAGUCUGGUCUCGGUGUCCUUAAUGCAUGCACCGAGCCAGCUAGGCUUGGCGUCCUGCCCAACGAUGAGUUGACUACUGAGCUGGCGCCGAACGCAACCAGAGGAAGAAGCCCCGUCUUCAAGAUUACAACCUUCUCUCGAGGCGAUUCGCCCAAGGAACGCAGCAUGUCAUCGCAAAGGCGUCUCAGCUCUUUCACACAUCUAUCUGCUAAUCCAAACGAGUUGGAAGACAGAGAUGAUGACGAUCAUCACUCGGUAUUAUCAGCUCCCGUGAAGCGAUCCGAGAAUGGCGGAUGGAUCCCAAACUCAUCGACUCAUCUAGGUGGCAUUGACCCAAGCUCCCGUGGGGACGAACUCGUGCCAAGUCCUAAUGACAUCUAUGUUCAGCGUGAAAGGGACGAGAAGAAUGAGGACAUUUCCCACUGGUCUGUCUCUGUGAGCGCAGCCAACAGUGACGCCGGGGACUCACCUAGUCCACCGCGUUCACGUCCACACCAUGUUUCCCGGAGACUUCGAGCGAGGAGUACCGGGGAUCACCCUUUGGAGCAAGAAGACUAUUUUACUAUCAAAUCUCGCACCGGAGACGGGUCAUUCCCUGGACCUGGGGUAUUAGUUCAUGAGAGCAGCGAGGAACUCAGUGAAGAUGAAGCAAGCAUUGGCACGUACUCCGACGAGCCCUCAGCCAAUGUAGAUGAGCCUGGCAGAUAUGAUCGGAGUACCCCCGAGGUAUAUUCAUCUCUCUCGCCGACCAAGGCCGAGGAAAGUAUCCGUCUCUACCCCUGGCAUGACCCCCCUCACGAUCCGACCCCCAGAUCACAAGCGAUGCAGCCGGACAGCUCUACCGACGCCAUGAUAGCUUUUAACAAACGUGUACGGGAUCUCGAAACGGCGUCGCUCGCGGCAACAAUUGAUAAUAAUAGCAUUAUCAAUGUUGCCACAUCUCUCGAGAAUUUUUCCUUUUCCGAACAACCCAAGAAGCGUACUAGUUUGUUUAAGCAUCGAUUACUGCAUGCAUCAUCGAUUCUGAAGCGUCAAGCAUCUGACCUUUCCAUCGGUCAAUCUUAUAGCUACCCAGGGCUUCCGCGACGUGAUACAGAGGACUCACCAGCAAAACCGAGUAACUCACCACGACCUGGGUUCUUACACCGUCGCCAUUCACGGUCGCCAAGCUUGAGCAACGCAAUUCUUUCAAUGACUAACCAAAUGGUUGCUGUCGGGGGUAGUCAGCCGGUCCGAGCAGUAUCACCUGCACCCUCGCCGAAUCCGGAGAGAAGUUCCUUGAACAUUCAAUUCAAGGGCCGAGUUCGAAGCAGAAGCGAGAUCCCCCGACCAAGUAGCCCCGGACUAAUAAAUCUCAUGACGGCUCAUGGUGGUCCACCAGUUCCAAACAUCACAUCACCUCGAGUCAGUUCGGACACCGACCAAACACCCAGAAGUACACCUCUGGGACCUGAAACCGGGGGCCCUGAAGACGAGAACGAUGGUGACUCCGCUAAUAACAAAGGCAUCGUGAUGGACUUCCCUGCUAUUCAGAGUCUGCCCGUGCCAACAAUCGAAGGGUUUAGAUCGCAGAUCAUGCAAUUGAAUCCAAGGCUGGAGCCAGCUCUGAUUCAUCGCCUGGCACAUGAGCAGGACCGUCGAUACAAGAUCUUGGUUGGUUUGCAGCAAAAGCAUUCGGUUGCAACUGGCAACCACACAUGUAAAUCUGGCGACUAUUGUACUGUCCAGGGUGGGAAACCCACUCUGUUGCAGGACCACAAGGGCCCCAACGAUCUCGAGGCCGGACAGAUCCAGUUCCAAGUGACAAGCUUCAGUCACGGAAACGAGCAACAGUAUUCACCAGGCGAAGAUACGGGUCCCGCCGCCCAGUUCCCUCCUGGUGUGCCGCUUCCGCCAGUCAAUCGUCUUCCUGCCCGGUUUGAGUGCCCCAUUUGUUUCGAAGUAAAAACCUUCCAAAAACCUUCCGACUGGUCCAAACAUGUCCAGGAAGAUGUGCAGCCAUUUACUUGCACAUUCCCUCACUGCACCGAGCCUAAGUCGUUUAAGCGUAAAGCAGACUGGGUUCGCCAUGAGAACGAGAAGCACCGGCACCUAGAGUGGUGGACCUGUGCAUUCCCCGAGUGCACCCACAAAUGCUACCGAAAGGACAAUUUCGUUCAGCAUUUGGUUCGAGAGCACAAAAUGCCGGAGCCUAAGAUCAAAAAGACGGGCAAGGCCUCGGGCGCUGUGGAGGCUGAGACAGUGUCGAAUAGCCGAAGAGCGCAGGAGCUUGAGCGAUUAUGGCAAAUGGUCGAGGAAUGUCGGCAUGACACCACCCAAUCGCCCCAGGAGGAGCCAUGCCGCUUCUGCGGGAAUGUCUGUAACGAGUGGAGAAAGUUGUCAGUCCACCUUGGCAAACAUCUGGAGCAACUAGCCCUGCCUGUUUUACGAUUAGCGAAGCCGAGCGGCGCCACAGCCCAUGUUUCCAACCCCAGCCUAGUGGAGCCAACUCGCGGAUCAUCGGCAACGUAUCCCUCUCUCGCGUUAUAUCACCAUGGACGCGAAGUACCCGAAACAGCCUCCACCCAUCUACAACCGCAAUAUGCGAUCCGAAACACUAGCACGCCCGCCAACCCUGCGCUCUCCAUCAACAACGUUCCGCUCACAAAUUACUCCACCAUCUCUGACGGUGAAUUUUCACAAGAGCCCGAAUCCAUCACGGAAUCUCUUACCCCUGAUCCCUUCCCGGCGUACACGCACGCGGCGGGCCAAUUUGGUCAAACGACACUCCACCCAGCUCAGACCCAGGCCUAUCCCCUGCAUCAGAACUCGGUGACGUACCCACCACCAUAUAAUGCCGUCCCGAGAUCGAGAUCCUCCGAGGCAGAUCCCAUGCUGCAGAACUCUUAUCCUCUCACGCAGUGUCUCCCACAUCCCUCUCUGUACCCUGUAGAUGGGAAUUACCCAGCUUACCAACCCAUGCAAUCCAAUAUCCCCUACACUUCUGCGACUUACUCUUCUGGAUGUUCCUCCCAAAUGUGA